UGCUGUCAAGGUUUCUCCGCAGCGCCAGAGAUAUAUGACGAGUCGUGUUUUUACAUAUAUAGUACCUAUAUAGCUGUGAUUUCUCUAUAACUUGCUGAGGGAAUGUUUCGUUGUUGACACGAGAACGGUCGUGAGCAUUACAGGACUGGAACCCUAACCUUUAGAUUUGAGUAAUAAAAUGUUAACAAAACGAAUUGUCAAUUUGUCUGUCAAGUGCAGAAAACUAUUUUCUGCAUCUAACUCACAUAUAGUUGGUGGUUUAUAUCAAGUUAAUGAUUUUAGAGAUCAUGCCAAAUUGAUGUCAAGUAGAGAUGAUAGAAGCCCUACAACUCAAUAUAAGGUGUUUGAGCCUAAAAGUUCAUCGAUAGUUGUGAAUUUAUUAGAGUUUAACUUCAAUGAUUCUAAUUUAAACAGUUCCGAUAUUAUCAAAGCAUUGGUACAGUUAGUGAAGUUAUGCAAACAACAAUCAUGCUCACCAGAUAAAGUAGUACAUGAAGAUUUUUUCAAAAAUUUGUGUGAUUUGAUUAAUUCACAGUCUGACAAUAUGACACUCCCUGAUACUGUACAAAUUAUAAAGCUCUUACACAAAUUAAGACUACAUAACUCAUCAAAAACUUUGUCAUAUCUUUUACAACAUCUUGAUACACUAGUGAAUCAAGCUUCAUUAGCAGAUUAUAAUAAAAUAUUGUCUGUAAUUAUGCAAAUGCCAUCUGUUCCAUUAGCACAAGCGAUUAAAACCCGCUUGAUACAAAAGUUUCUUUUCAAAAUAUCUACAGGUUUUGAUGGAAACAACUUUGAGUUUUUAACAGAAGCUUUCAGAUUUGCUUGCUUCAACAUACAAGAUAAAAAAAUUUUGAAUAUAAUAACUCAUGCAAUUAAAAAUAGUAAUUUUGACAUACAAUCACCAUAUAAUAUUCUAUCAUUAUUAAAAACUUUGAAUGUAUCAAAUCAUUAUUCAAUGGAAUUUGAAGAAAUUCUCAUAAAAGCUCAAAAUGCUUUAAUUGUAAACAUAGACCAAUGUAACAGUAAAGACAUUUCAAUAAUGUUAAGCAUGUCUGCUAGGAAAGAAAAAUUCAGCAGAUUGAAACAGUUUUAUAACAAGACACUAUAUGAUAAAAUUAUUCAAAAAUUAAUAUCAGCUGAGUGUAAUUUAUCAGAAGGCAUAGAUUGUUUAAAUGCAAUUAUCAGUGUGAAACACACAAGUAAAGAAUUAUUAGACUACUUGUCUGGUAAAAUUUACGUAGAAAAAGAAAUUGAUAGGAAUACGAUUAAAAGUUAUGUAUCAUUCUCAAUGCUUGAAGGAUUUGCUAAUCUUAAGUAUAAACCAAUUUGGUGGGAAACAUUUGAAGAUCUUUUUAGAAAUAUUGAUUUUAACAAAUAUAACAUGGAGACAUUGUUAUAUAGAGCUUAUCAUAUGGCAUGCCUUGAUUAUUAUCAGCCUGAACUGUUGGAAAUUCUUUUUAAGAGAAGCUUUAACUUUAGAGGCAGAUAUACAACACAUCAUACUUUUUUACGAUUGUAUCAAAAAUUGAAGACGGUGCCAGGUUACACUGGCCCAUUGCCAUCACAAUUACAGAUUCAAUCGUUUGAAACUUUGACACGUACGGUUACGGCUUAUCCUAUAUAUACAAAUCUCAAGGAAGCCUUAGGUGGUGCUGAAUAUGUGAAAACCAAUGUUCGAACUAAAUUAUAUCAUCAAAUUGAUCAUGUCAUAGCUAUUCAGCCUGGAGGUGAUCCAUUUGCUAUUAAUAGUAUUAAAAAACAAGAAUCUGCUGAGAACUAUAAUAGUUUAUCAAUGGAAUAUUUAGAAGAUUUGAACAUUCCUGAAAAUUGUCAAGUUAUUGCUGUAAUUUGUGUACCUACCAAGUGGUAUGCUAGAAAUACAGAUCAAAUAUUAGGAACAUUUGCAACUUACAUUGAAACUUUAGAAACAUUAUCUUGCCAAGUGAUAACAAUAUCUGACAGUAUAUGGCAAUCUUUACCAAAAGACUCUAGAACUGCUUUUCUGAUGGAUGCUAUUAAAAGUAAAUUAAAUGAUAACAAACAGAAUGUUGAACUUGUAUAUUAGAAUAUAUUGGACUGACAAAAUGUAAGACAUAUGUUGUACAUUGAAUAUUUCAUUAAAUGAAAUAUUAGUUGUAUGCAUUGGACAAUAUUAGAAAAAUAAUUGUGCAAUACAAGCAACGACCA
Phymastichus coffea is the source of this 2190-nucleotide messenger RNA. RefSeq lists its product as uncharacterized. The transcript has 6 exons. The coding region runs from base 179 to 2068 and encodes 629 amino acids. Lineage: Eukaryota; Metazoa; Arthropoda; Insecta; Hymenoptera; Eulophidae. The record is from RefSeq and is a predicted model, not a curated record.